AUGUCGUAUGGGGAGUGGCCGUGUAUGAUCAUUUAUAACUGUGACGCGGCCGAAUAUUGCAACGGAACGUUUCCAAACGUCGCUUUGUCUGAUGCCCACUGGGGCUUUGUUUGUGCUGUCUCGCUACGUGCCGUGGUGGAAGUCAUUAAGGCUGCGUUCGGGUCUGAGAGUGCCCCACAUCCAGUUAGUGCGCGUAACGGGCGGCUAGUGUGUCGUGGCGCUAAUGGGCACGCGCCGCCACUGCCCCCUGGCGACGCUGCCUUUGCGGCCAAUGCACUCAAGCGCCACCCCUCAUGGACACCG
Messenger RNA from Iphiclides podalirius (scarce swallowtail), 303 nucleotides. The record is from the annotation of a GenBank genome assembly. Lineage: Eukaryota; Metazoa; Arthropoda; Insecta; Lepidoptera; Papilionidae.